GUCGCAAAGCACAUUUAAAAAGUGUUUGAGACAGGCGCAAAGCUGACAGUUGGCUUUGAGACGGCGACGCGUGCGCACGAAGAAACACAGAGAAAACACGGUCGAACUGUUGAACAAAAUGGCGUCAAUGAAAAUCUGCAUAUUCGCGCUGCUCGUGGGAACAACGCUUGCUCAGCGUGCAUAUAUGCGAGUGGGUCCGGGCCAUCCACCCUCACAGCGCCAUUUACCACCAAGAAUUCGUGAUCCUGUCCAGGAAGCGGCUGUGGAGCCCAAACGGAAACAAGUGCAGGCAGCGGCAGAGUACGAGCCCAGCGAGGAGUGCCCGGAGCCAAAUGGCUUCUAUCCGGAUAGCAAACAGUGCGAUAAAUAUUAUGCGUGCUUAGACGGUGUGCCCACGGAGCGUCUGUGCGCCGAUGGCAUGGUCUUCAACGACUACUCGCCCAUCGAGGAGAAAUGCGAUUUGCCCUAUAACAUCGAUUGCACCAAGCGUUCCAAGCUGCAGACUCCCCAGCCAUCGCUGCACUGUCCGCGCAAGAACGGAUACUUUGGCCACGAGAAGCCCGGCAUUUGCGACAAGUUCUACUUCUGUGUGGAUGGCAUGUUCAAUAUGAUCACCUGCCCGGCGGGCUUGGUGUUCAAUCCGAAGACUGGCAUCUGCACGUGGCCCGAUGAGGUGGGCGUGACUGGCUGCAAGUCGGAGGACAUCUUUGAGUUCCAGUGCCCCAAGGUGAACGAGAGCAUUGCCGUGACCCAUCCGCGCUACGCCGAUCCUGAUGACUGCCAGUUCUUCUAUGUGUGCGUGAACGGAGAUGUGCCGCGUCGCAACGGCUGCAAGCUGGGCCAGGUGUUCGACGAUGAGAACAAGACCUGCGACUGGGCUCGCAAGGUGCCCGACUGCGCUGAUUGGUACAAGGAUCGUCUAACCGAUGCGGAGCUGGACGAGCUGGAGAAUCCCAAGCCAAAGUCAACGACCACCAAGCGUCCGGCACGAGUGCGUGGCGCCUCCAGGCGCAAGCCGAAGCCAAAGGUCGUCGUCGAGGAGGAGGCGCCCGAGCUGGAGGAGGAGUAACUGCGAUGGUCCAAUUGCCGACUGUGUUUAGUCUUAAGUGCGUCCCAUCCUGUUCACAAAUAAAUGUCCGCCAAUUCCGCCAAUCA
This is a messenger RNA of Drosophila navojoa, 1155 nucleotides long. RefSeq names its product obstructor-B (gene obst-B). Gene Ontology annotation, molecular function: chitin binding. Lineage: Eukaryota; Metazoa; Arthropoda; Insecta; Diptera; Drosophilidae. The record is from RefSeq and is a predicted model, not a curated record. Gene Ontology annotation, cellular component: extracellular region.